AUGGUGCUUGCGGCUGUGGGUCAGCUGUGUGCAACAGCUUGCAUCAAGUCCAAUUUGAUUCAAUGUCAGACGUUGGUCCGAAAGGCUGCUCUCGCAGGGGCGAAGGUUCUCUUCUUGCCCGAGGCCUCAGACUACAUUGCGACCUCGGCGGAGGAGUCGUUUGCUCUUGCCAAUUCCUCGGAUUGUGCCCACUUCAUCUCCGCUCUAAAAGAUGAUGCCAGACAGGAGGGCAUACAUAUCAACGUCGGCAUUCAUGAAGUGGCUUCUGGUCACAGGCUCAAAAACUCUCUGGUCUGGAUUGACGAUAAAGGCACCGUCACUCAAAAUUACCAAAAGAUCCACCUCUUUGACGUUGAGAUCAAAGAUGGUCCUAUUCUCCAGGAGAGCAAAAACGUCGAGCCCGGUCAAAAGAUUAUCUCACCCUUCGACACGCCAAUUGGACGCGUCGGCCUUGCCAUUUGUUUUGAUUUGCGCUUCCCAGAAAUGAGUCUGGCUUUGCGCCGUCAGGGUGCAGAAAUUAUUACCUAUCCAUCGGCAUUCACUGUGCCUACGGGUAAAGCGCAUUGGGAGCCAUUGCUCAGAGCAAGAGCCAUCGAGACUCAGUCUUAUGUGAUAGCAGCUGCGCAAGCCGGCUCACACAACGAGACGAGGCGAAGCUACGGUCAUUCAAUGGUGGUCAACCCAUGGGGAGAGAUUAUGGCGGAAUUGGGUGAAGAUUUUACCGAGCCUCGGUUUAUGACUGUGGAUAUUGACCUCGAUCUUGUUUCGAAGAUCCGAAGGGAAAUGCCACUGUUGAGGAGGACCGAUGUCUACCCAGAGGUAUAA
Messenger RNA from Penicillium oxalicum, 825 nucleotides. RefSeq names its product carbon-nitrogen hydrolase family protein. The coding region runs from base 1 to 825 and encodes 274 amino acids. NCBI's taxonomy places the organism in Eukaryota, Fungi, Ascomycota, Eurotiomycetes, Eurotiales, Aspergillaceae. The transcript has 5 exons. Gene Ontology annotation, molecular function: hydrolase activity, acting on carbon-nitrogen (but not peptide) bonds, in linear amides. The record is from RefSeq and is a predicted model, not a curated record.